ACGUCAUAUUCGAGCGCCGCUCCUUCUUUUCGGCACCCGUGAGACAAACCCCGUCAGUUUUGUGUGUCUGCAAGCCGCUGGGCUUUAUAAACGCUCGAAUUUCCGCGUCAUUCCGGUGUUCGGGAAAGCUUUCGGAGCGAGUCUGUGAUGGCGAAUGAGAGGCUGAGAGCUCUGGAGGAGGUGGAGAAGGAGAUAGCAACCAUCCUGCAGUUCGCCGGAAACAUUAUCAUGGAGCUAUCCAAAGACAAACACAACGCCAGCCUUCUCGACCGACACCUGGUCCAGUUUCAGAGUUCUGUCAACAGAGUGGAGACGGAACUCAGUGGCCAGAUCCGAUACCUCACUCAGGUAGCCACUGGUCAGCCUCACGAAGGUUCCACAUAUUCGGCAAGGAAGGACUGUCAGAUGGCGCUGAACAGAGCUGAGUAUGCCAAGGUGAAACUAGGAGAACUGGGACGGACGUGCGAGGUCAUGUUGGAGCAGCAGCAGCAGCAACAGCAACAGCAGCAGCCGACAUGAAAGGACAGCUAUUGGACAAUUUUUUUUUUCUUGUUACUCUUGUAUUUGAGUCAAUGACAGUGGGAGGACUGACGGACUGACCUUGCCUUUCCUUUCUAGACCUUUCUACAAACGUCCCAGUCAUGUGUGCUUUCCUCUGUUAUGGUUAAAAUAAACGUAUUUUCUAAGAGCUGUAACUGCAAUGUAAUAGAUUUAUAAAGACUUGU
This is a messenger RNA of Synchiropus splendidus (mandarinfish), 725 nucleotides long. It is a transcript of the gene med11, whose product is annotated as mediator complex subunit 11. Gene Ontology annotation, molecular function: transcription coregulator activity. Lineage: Eukaryota; Metazoa; Chordata; Actinopteri; Syngnathiformes; Callionymidae. Bases 148 to 519 code for a protein of 123 amino acids. The transcript has 3 exons. Gene Ontology annotation, biological process: regulation of transcription by RNA polymerase II. Gene Ontology annotation, cellular component: mediator complex. The record is from RefSeq and is a predicted model, not a curated record.